This is a messenger RNA of Gastrolobium bilobum, 861 nucleotides long. Its product is annotated as probable aquaporin PIP1-2. The record is from RefSeq and is a predicted model, not a curated record. Lineage: Eukaryota; Viridiplantae; Streptophyta; Magnoliopsida; Fabales; Fabaceae. The coding region runs from base 1 to 861 and encodes 286 amino acids. The transcript is spliced from 4 exons. Gene Ontology annotation, cellular component: vacuole; plasma membrane; plasmodesma. Gene Ontology annotation, molecular function: water channel activity. Gene Ontology annotation, biological process: response to water deprivation; transmembrane transport.
AUGGAUAAGGAGGAAGAUGUUAAGAUAGGAGCAAACAAGUUCUCAGAGAGGCAGCCCUUGGGGACAGGAGCACAGGGUGACAAGGACUACAAGGAGCCACCACCAGCUCCACUAUUUGAGCCUGGGGAACUCAAGUCAUGGUCUUUUUACAGAGCUGGGAUUGCUGAGUUUGUGGCUACUUUCUUGUUCCUUUACAUUACCAUCUUGACUGUGAUGGGUGUUAAUAGGUCACCCACCAAGUGUUCAUCUGUUGGCAUUCAAGGUAUUGCUUGGGCUUUUGGUGGUAUGAUCUUUGCACUUGUGUACUGCACUGCUGGAAUAUCAGGUGGACACAUAAAUCCAGCUGUGACCUUUGGUCUCUUUUUGGCUAGGAAGCUGUCCCUCACUAGAGCCUUAUUCUACAUUGUCAUGCAGUGCCUUGGAGCUAUCUGUGGUGCUGGUGUGGUGAAGGGUUUUGAGGGUAAUGCUCGGUAUGAGUUGUUCAAAGGUGGAGCAAAUUUUGUGAAUCCUGGAUACACCAAGGGUGAUGGGCUUGGAGCUGAGAUUGUUGGUACCUUUGUUCUUGUGUACACUGUUUUCUCUGCCACUGACGCCAAGAGAAACGCUAGAGACUCUCAUGUUCCUCUUUUGGCACCUCUUCCCAUUGGGUUUGCUGUGUUCUUGGUCCACUUGGCCACCAUUCCCAUCACAGGAACUGGCAUUAACCCAGCUAGGAGUCUAGGAGCUGCUAUUAUCUUCAACAGGGACUUAGCAUGGGAUGACCAUUGGAUUUUCUGGGUUGGACCUUUCAUUGGAGCUGCUCUUGCUGCUGCAUAUCACCAGAUAGUCAUCCGAGCCAUUCCUUUCAAGACAAGGGCUUAA